GACCUGCCACUUAGAUUUCAGGUCCUUUAAUGGCACUUGAUGUGGUCCCAACCGCUUUAACGGCUCCUAUAGUGGUUUGUGUCACUCUUAACCUUGUUUUCACAAGAUUUUCUUUCUUUUUGAUGUUCUCAAAGAUCCAAAAUAGGUGAAGUAAAGAACUCUUUGGACUUUAUGCAACUCCACGGUCUCUUCACUCUUUCAGCUGAAUUAAAGAAACACUGAUUCAUCAUGUCUCUCGCUUUAGGGCUCAGUCCCUUUCUUUCACCACCACAAAGCCAUCUGAAAUUCACCUUCAAACCCCAGCCAUCCAGAUCCACAAUUUCUUCGCCAUCAAAAUUAUGUUAUCUGCCUAUAGUCAAGUCUGUCCGUGAGAAUUCUGAGCAGUUCCCUGUCGCUCCGCUAAAGCCCAGAUGGGAAAAUAUGUUAUCGACCGCUGCAAGCUUUUACCCUUUGUAUGUGACAGUUGGUGGCGCUGUGGCUUGUUUGAAACCAUCUGCUUUUGCGUGGUUUGUGAAGAGAGGACCUGCUUCAUAUAGCUUGUCACUUGGGCUGAUUAUGUUAGCUAUGGGUCUUACUUUGGAACUCAAGGACUUGCUCAAUUUGUUCAUCCAAAGACCUCUCUCUAUUCUAUUUGGAUGUGUUGCUCAGUACACAAUUAUGCCAACUUUUGGGAUGGUUAUUAGCAAAACUUUGGGGCUUUCACCAUCUCUUUCUGUUGGUUUGAUUUUACUUGCUUGUUGCCCUGGAGGUGCUGCAUCGAAUGUGGUGACCUUUAUUGCUCGAGGGGAUGUUCCACUAUCAACUGUAUUGACUGUCUGCACUACUCUUGGAGCAGUAAUUCUUACUCCUCUUUUGACUAUGAUUCUGGCAGGAACUUAUGUUCCUGUGGAUGCUUUUGGGCUUUCUAUCAGCACCCUGCAGGUGGUUGUGGCUCCAGUUCUGCUAGGUUCUUAUAUACAGAGCUCAUUUCCUUUUGUGGUGAAAAUUGUUACACCAUUUGCCCCAUUAUUUGCUGUUUUAGCUUCAUCACUACUUGCAUGCAGUGUUUUCUCAGAAAAUGUUGUCCGUUUGAAGUCCUCAAUGGUUAAUGCAUCAUUGGCUUCUGAUGCCUCUUUAAUUGAUCGCCUCCACUCAAUAUUCUCUGGAGAGCUGGGUGUUGUAAUACUUUCUGUGCUGUUGUUACAUUUUGUUGGUUUCUUUGUGGGGUACUUAUCAGCAGCUAUUUUUAGAUUCAGAGAACCAGAGCGGCGAGCAAUAUCCAUUGAGGUUGGCAUGCAAAAUUCUUCCUUGGGCGUGGUAUUGGCAACAUCCCAUUUCACCUCUUCCAUGGUAGCAUUACCCGCAGCCAUGUCUGCAGUGAUUAUGAAUAUAAUGGGUAGCAGUUUGGGCUUCUUUUGGAGACAUUUUAAAUCUACUGAUGCUAUAACUAGUGAUCAAGAUCUUGGUGAUGAAAAGUGAGGAUGAAGAAAUUCACUUUUCCUUUUCCUUUUUGUUUGUCACCCGGUAAGCUUCAUUCAUUGGAAUUUAUUUUCAAAGCUGUUGUCUCUAGCCACAAGAUCCAUUAAACUUUUUGCAUGGUUUUUCUAUUAAUGUAACUCUUGCUUUCU
Messenger RNA from Durio zibethinus, 1607 nucleotides. RefSeq names its product putative sodium/metabolite cotransporter BASS2, chloroplastic. Gene Ontology annotation, cellular component: membrane. The record is from RefSeq and is a predicted model, not a curated record. NCBI's taxonomy places the organism in Eukaryota, Viridiplantae, Streptophyta, Magnoliopsida, Malvales, Malvaceae.